AGCAUUUUUGCGCGCAGGCCGAUGGAACUGGAAGGAAAUCGUAGCGCACGCACUAUUAACUAGAGGUCGAUUUUUACCCGACCGCCUUGUGAUGUCCUUGUUUGAUGAACUCCGGUAGAGGAACGAACUUAGACUUAUCUCCCCCGCAUAUUUUAUCUGUUUGACUCCUCCUAAGAACUACCACCACUUUUUCUCACCGUCCUCUCGACCCAAAGCAACUACAUUCAUCCUCAUUGUCAUACGCGAGUACAACGAGUAUCUCCGGAAUAUCCUUACCCGAAUUACAACUAGCAAAAAUAGAAAAUGUGUGGUCGUUGCGCCGUGAUCACGGAGAAAGCUUGCUUGCACAAGAUCGCGGGCACUUCUAAGUGGCGGAGACAAGAGGAAAAAGUGACGAAGAAGUACAACCUCUGUCCCUACGACAAGUCCGUCUGCGUCCCGGUCAUUCACACCAUCACUGUGUCCGCGGAGGAGGCCGGCGCCGGGUCUACUUCUACUUCCAAAGAGCAGGGCACACCUGGUGCUGGUGCCCCAGCUUUUGUUGACCAUAAAUCCGUCGUCCUUUCGGGCAUGCGGUGGGGUUUGGUGCCAGCCUUCGCCAGGGAAGAACCACAGAAAUUCACGUUCAACAGCCGCUCGGACAAGUUACUGGCGAGCGGCAUGUGGAACCGGCUGCUGAAGAGCAAAAGCCGCUGCAUCGUGGUUCUGCAGGGCUUUUUCGAGUGGGGCAAGGAAAAACGACCCAGGUACGUGCAGAUGGCAAAAAACUACCCCGGAUUUUCCGUUCAGGAUGAUCACGGCGAUCACGAAACUGCAGGAGAGAUUACGCAAUCAACUGGGACGAGUUCUUCUACCCAUGUGAACCAACCGCAAAAAAUUUCAAAUUCGUCCUCGUCGAAGCAGUUUAAAGAGCUGAACAAUGGGAAGAACUUCCCUCUCCUCGUGUGCGGCAUUCACGACCGGUGGUCGGGGCCGGGGUACAGCGUGCAGCAGCCCCUCGAAUCCGUGUCGAUCGUGACGACCGCGACGCCGCAAAACUCCGGGCUGUUCCCCAUCCACGACCGGAUUCCGCUGAUGAUCACGUCAAAGGAGCUGGCGGCGAAGUGGCUGCACGACGACAAAACCCCCUUCGCGGCGCUGCUGCAAGAAAUCGAGCAGGCGAACCGGAUAUCAACCGUAAAAAUGUCUGGGUCUGGAAGAAUUCAUGUUUGUCAUGCUUGUCUGGCAUGACUCUUAAAUCUGUCAUGCACGUUACCCAAGAGCUCCGUUUUUCUGUGCUGCAGAGCCGCAGUUUGUCAUGCAGAAUAGGCAACACCUAGGAGCUUAGAAAUUUGUCAUGCUGAGCCAGCAUUUGUAGCCUCAUCAUGACAUCACGCCACCCAGCAUCACAAGUUUCCAGACCCAGACAUUUUUACUUUUGAUACCGGAGCGGGCCGUUGAAGUUAGAGAUCUUCGAGGUGAACAAGCUUGUAUCCUGUGCAAAAGUAUCGUACUCGUAGUAAUUGCAGUCAUGCAUUACAAAAAAUCUCGUUCCCAAGGCAUGUCAGCAUGACAAACUCCAUUUGUGAUGCUGAGCGAAUUUGUAUUGCAAUUACCACUAGUACGAUACUCAUACUUUUGCAGUUCAUGGCUUGUGGGCAACAGCAAAAACGAAACGCCGGACUGCAUUCUGCCCUCCGGGGACUACGACAAGAAACAGUUCGAGAAAAAUUUCGGCCGGUUCUUGAAACCGAAGCAGCCUGUGAAGCAGGAACCUCCGGUACAGGAGAGCGGCGAGAAGCAAAAGGAGGUUUCGGGGCCGACUGGUGGCGCUACAACAUCGUCGGAAGCUGGCGCGGCUUCAAACAAACGCGAAGCAGCUAAAGCGGAAGUGAAAAUGGAGGAGGGAGUGGCAUUGCCAUCAGAUGAAAAGAAACAAAAGACUGAAUAGUAGCAGACGGCAUGGAUCGUAGUUUCACAUCUUGAUGGCGCAUGAUUCUGGAAGUCAACCCCUUUUCAUUCAUGAGUGGCGCUGUAGCUGUUCCUUUACCUUUACAUUUUCUUUGAGGACGAGAAAGAUUAAGUGUAGGACUAGAAGCAGGAAGAUGCUGUGGCGCCCUGCGCAGAAAAAUAGAAACUACGGAGUUUCAUGUGUUGGCGUUAACUCAGCCGCGCUUCACGUUAGGAAGUCCCAUGAACAAAACCGCCUGGGAGCAUGGAAGUGAACGACCAUAUACGAAAGUCAUAUUGUGCGGAUGUGUUCGUCGUACAGAUAUGCUCAGCUUCGUUUUCUCUUCUUCGUGCCAAUUUCUGGACAGGAGCCCCAUAAGAAAAAAUAGAGAAACGACAAUACAGCCCUUGAUCUUUUUUUUCUUCACGCAGAGUUGAUGAGCAUUGAGGUAGCUGGCUGCCUCUGUCCGUGUGUCCAGUGCAUGUGUGACGCUAGGAUGGACGAGAGCGAGAUGUCUACAAUGUCAGUGCCUGUUGCUCGCCAGCAUCAGGAGUUAGGCCUUGAGCAUCAGGAGGAGCAACGAAAUUCUGAUUAGAACCUCCGCAACUGAAAACCCAUGCAGAACCUCGCCGUGAACGCGACACAGCGGCGUUUUUUUGCCCGCGCACCGGGUCGCGGACAUCGCAUCCAGGCGCCUCUGACCAGCCAGUCACUACUAACGAGGCAGCACGGGUGGGAGUGGCAGGACGACUGGAGCAGCGAAUUAACCGCCAUGCAGGAGAAAGCAGUGAAAAUUCGGAGGAAAGUUCCGUGGGAGGGUACCUGUCCGGUGAUACAAAAGAUCAAGCAAGAACGGAAAGAGUUCUUGAACAGCGAAGGAAGAAAGAAAAAGAGAACAGCAUAUUGAUGGUUCGUGUAUUAAAUAAAACAUGAAAAGUUUUUCUUUGAUCCAGCAUGUUGCCCUCCGGCCAAACCACAGG
Amoebophrya sp. A120 is the source of this 2910-nucleotide messenger RNA. The record is from the annotation of a GenBank genome assembly. NCBI's taxonomy places the organism in Eukaryota, Dinophyceae, Syndiniales, Amoebophryaceae.